AUGACAACAGCUUGUCGAAUCUAUGCUUUUCUAUUCUUACUCGCUUGUAUAGCAAAAAUAUUUUCUUAUCUUAUUCAAGCUAUUUCACGUUAUUUUAUUGUUAUUCUUUAUAAACAUAAAAUUCUACUUACUUAUUGUACAAGUAUAUUAUUGAUUUUAUUUAGUUGGAUAUGUAGUCUAAUUCUAGGCAGUUCGAUGUUAAUCUCGCCUGUUGCCUUUCAAUACGAACCUGAAUCUCAUUUUUGUGUUUUAACGACUAAAGUAUUUCAUACAUCAUUUACUUUGAUGAUUAUUGCUUUUCUUUUGCCUGUCAAUGCUAUUGUUCUUCUCUAUGGUAUUAUCCUACGACAUACAACACGAACUAAUCUCAUUCAUGUUAAUCAUGUUCUUAAAAACAAUAACAAACGAAGUAUUAAAGUAUUUCGUGAUAUUCUCAUGGUUGUUGUCGUACUUAUUAUUGGUGGAACACCGUAUCUUAUCUCCAUUAUAGUCAAUCAUAUUGAUCAGAUUCCAUGGCCAUUCUAUUCUAUAUCUAUUUUUUUUAUGACGCUUUCUGCUGCCGUCGAAUUGUCUGUACUUUUCUUUACCAAUAACGAAGUAAGAAGAAUUGUCUAUCGGAAACUUGGUUUUCAUCGGACUACCGAAGUUCAUAUAAUUAAUAUGGGAAUAAUGACAAGAAAUUUACCCAUUCGCACUGGCAUUAACAACAUUGCCACAACACCAAUAAUGAUUACAUAAUUCUUCUUGACAUUUUCUAUUCAAAUUAACUAUCGAAGAUAUAGAGCGAGACAGUCAUUAUAUAAAGAGUGUGGGUGUAGUUAUGAUAGACAAGACACACAACUACACUCACAUCCACACGUUAAUUUCUUGCUUUAUUUUCUCAUUCUUUUUUCAUUUAUCUAUUUCAGACAAAGUCAGCAGAAGGUGAUACAGUUCGGGCCAAAAGUCCCUCACUCCCUGAACUCUAUCAAUAAUCCAAGCUUUUGGCUUGAUAUUUUCACUGCUAGUAAGUACUGACAAACGCUGAUCAUAGACACCAACCCGAUAUCAAUUCAAUGUAAUAGAACAGAGUUAUACACCAAAUAUUAUCAUUACAUUGCAUUGCUUGUAUCUCAGUUGGAGAAUCCAACAUUCAAAAGCUUGAGUCUUCAGCUUUCUUCGAUAAAAUUUUCAUUAUAAAACUCUUUCGGAUUGCUAAGAUAUGAGUCUGUUUAACAAGUAUUGACAAAAUGACAAUUAUGAUGAUUUCUACUUCAUCAUAAUGAAAAUCAUCUUUACAUUGAUUGAUUCACUUGAAAAUUUUUUCUCAAUAUACUCAUAGAUUCAGAAAUGUUUCCUGAAAGUUUUAGUAUUAUAGCUUGUAUUAAACUCGAAAUGCGAUGAUAUAAUAGUCUUAUCAUCACAUAUGUCGCCAAACAUUUAUAUCUCAAUAUAAUCAGUUGUUCUUUCUAAUCAGCAUUAUACACAUUAGGGAGUACAUGUAUCACUAGAAAACU
This is a messenger RNA of Rotaria sordida, 1496 nucleotides long. Lineage: Eukaryota; Metazoa; Rotifera; Eurotatoria; Philodinida; Philodinidae. The record is from the annotation of a GenBank genome assembly.